GAAAGCAGGAUCUCAUUUCAAAGUCAAAAGAAUUCGCUAAUGUACUUAAAUGCGCACAAUCCUUAAUCGAAAUUGACAAUAACGAAUCAAAUAUUCCCUCACCUAGUUCUGAAACUAUUGAACUCUAUCUAAAAUGCUUUGACCUCGUAUUUACGAGAGCAUCUACGAUUCUUAAUAAUUCAUCCUACUUUUCUAACACUAUAAACUUAAUUCCGUAUUUUGAUCUCUUUAACCACAAAGAUGAACAACACACUUAUGUCAAAAUCUCAAACGAAAAUGAAAAUGAAAACUCUCAAUUUGACCUUUUAAUCACCCCGCUUCUAGGUAAACAAAUUACGCUUACUAAAAACACACAAAUAUUUCUCAGCUAUAAUGAAUCUGAAGAUUAUC
Racocetra persica is the source of this 390-nucleotide messenger RNA. Lineage: Eukaryota; Fungi; Glomeromycota; Glomeromycetes; Diversisporales; Gigasporaceae. The record is from the annotation of a GenBank genome assembly.